Periophthalmus magnuspinnatus is the source of this 1092-nucleotide messenger RNA. RefSeq names its product peroxisomal membrane protein 2 (gene pxmp2). The transcript has 5 exons. Gene Ontology annotation, cellular component: cytoplasm; membrane. Lineage: Eukaryota; Metazoa; Chordata; Actinopteri; Gobiiformes; Gobiidae. The coding region runs from base 77 to 661 and encodes 194 amino acids. The record is from RefSeq and is a predicted model, not a curated record.
CAACAGGAAAAGUUGUGCACUACUAUGGGUUUGGUUUGAUUUUGUACAGUGAAAGUAUAGCUGUGGCGUGUGUACAAUGCCUGUCCAAAGUGUGCCUGUCCGGGAUGCAUCCGUUCAUUUCAGUCUUCUUCAGCAGUAUCUCAUGCUCCUCAAGAAAUACCCCAUACUCACAAAAUCUGUAACGAGUGGCAUCCUAUCAGCAUUAGGAAAUCUUUUAUCUCAAAUUUUGGAGGCAAGAAAAAAGGCCAGACAUGGAGCAGCAGCCACAGAGAUUGACAGAGCUGGGGCAGCCAGAUAUGCCAUAUUUGGGUUACUCUUCACUGGACCUCUGAGCCAUUACUUUUACCAGUUGAUGGAGGUCUGGAUACCAACCACUGACCCUUUCUGCCUUGUCAAGCGUCUGCUCUUGGAUAGACUGUUCUUUGCUCCUGCCUUCCUUUUUCUCUUCUACUUUGUUAUGACUGUCCUGGAGGCAAGAGGGUGGAGUGACUUUGAGAGAAAAAUGAAAAGUAGUUACUGGACUGCUUUAAAAAUGAACUGGAAAGUUUGGACUCCAUUCCAGUUUGUCAACGUCAACUUUGUACCUGUGCAGUUCAGAGUGCUGUUUGCCAACGUCAUUGCCUUCUUUUGGUAUGCCUACCUGGCAUCAGUUAGGAAAUGAAGCCAUCAAACUUAAAGUCAGAAAUACUGGCAACACCACACACUUUUCUAAUUUUAAUAAAAUUAACAUAAUAUACCAGAACCUUUUUGCUUCUCUAACACUCAAAGAUCAAGUCAUCUUAGACCUAUCUAAAAGAAAGUGUUGUAUUCCAUUUGUGUUUGAGCUACUGUUAUACAGAUUUAUUACACAUUUUAAAAUAUGCCAUUUGCUAAACGUGCCUUGUGUAUUUGUAUAUGAUACUGAUAUACUUAAUGAGCCCUUAAAUGUUCAGUAAAGAAGAAAGAAUGUCCCUCUUAAAUUAAAUUAACUUUAUUUAGUCAAAGAGAAUAAACACUGAUUUUUAGUAAUAAGGUGCAGUUAUAUAAACAAGUAAACUUAGCAGGAACAAGUGAAAUACAAUAAAUCAGAGAAAUUAAAUAAAAAUAAUUCUA